Molecule: messenger RNA, 4144 nt
Organism: Octodon degus (degu)
Lineage: Eukaryota; Metazoa; Chordata; Mammalia; Rodentia; Octodontidae
Gene: Ccdc40
Product: coiled-coil domain containing 40
Exons: 22
Coding region: 1-3552 (1183 amino acids)
Biological process (GO): epithelial cilium movement involved in determination of left/right asymmetry; axoneme assembly; heart looping
Cellular component (GO): cilium; cytoplasm
Source: RefSeq, a predicted model, not a curated record
AUGUCAAUGGACCCUGAGGAGGAGAACGCCAAGGUGAUACACUAUCUCAACCUCUCCGCUUCCCUCACCGCCUGCAGGACACACGAGCCUGCAUUCACAUGUCUGAUACUGGUCCUCACACCAGCAGUGUGCUCCAAAGGACAGCAGACUCACUGCCGACUGCCACACUUGGAGGGCUCCACAGCGUCUGACCUGCAACACGUGAAUGGGUCUCCCCUGGAAGGCAGAUCGACUUUGGAAGGAGAAGAGGCACCCAGCGAUGAAGGCCAUGCGGUGUCACCCCUGGAAAACAGCGAAGAGAAAAGUGAAGAGGCCAUGGGUGCCUCAGGCCCUUCUGCACGGGAAAUUGAGGCUGAGGACAAAGCGAAAAUAGAAGAGGAGGCAGCCAAGGCUGGGGCCAUUUCAACUGAAAGGGCGGCUGCUGUUAGACGGGUCCCUGUGCCCACCCAGGAAGUGGAAAGUGAAGAGGACCUGGAAUCCGAGUUGGAAACUGCAUCCCUUGAAGGUCAAAUCAGCUCAGAGCUCUUGUCUCUAGAUGUCAGUCUCAAAGAGAUGCCCAGAGAUGAUGCUGCUUCUGUGCCUCUGUAUCAUACUGCUGCUGAUUUCUCCCGCGAGGCUGGGGCGUCGGAACCGGGAGUUAUCUCCAGAGAGCCAUCCCAAUCCAUGGACCUGGAUGCUUCAGGAUCAAUGGCGGGCCCCUUGCAGGACCCACAGCAGAAAGCCUUUCCUAUGGGCUUUCAGCACAGACUGACCCAAGGGAGCAGCGUGGUGCCCUCAGAUGAGGAAGAGCUUUCCCUGAGCCUGGAGGAACACUUUGAAGAAGAGGACCUUGAUGCCCACUCUCCGGAGGAAGCGUUGCUGGACCAGGCCCAAGAGUUAAGCCCUGAAGAAGAGACUUCAGUGGAGAGAAUAGAGUCUGAGGGGAGUGAAGAGGCAGAAGACGAGGGAUCCCAGCUGGUGGUUUUGGACCCAGACCAUCCCCUGAUGGUCAGAUUCCAGGCUGCCUUGAAGAGCUAUCUGAACCGUCAGAUAGACAAGCUGAAGCUGGAAGUGCAAGAGCUGGAGGUGGCCAAAAAGCAAAGCCGAACAGAGUGUCAGGAGCUGGGCGUGAAUCUCUAUGGGGUCCAGCAGCACCUGGCUCGACUGCAGAUGCAGCUGGGGAAGAGCCAGGACCGCCACUCCAUCGCUGCCAGCGAGAGGAGACAGAAGGAGGAGGAGCUGCAGGAGGUGCGCACGCUCUACACCAAGACCUGGGCAGCCGCCAAUGAGGAGCGGAAAAAACUGGUGGCCCUGCAGAUGGAGAUGGAGAGCCUGGCCCUGCAACUCUUCUACAUGCAGAACAUCGACCAAGACCUGCACGACGACAUCUGCGUGAUGAAGCAGGUGGUGAAGAAAGCCGAGGUGGAGAGGAUUCGGGCAGACCUGGAGAAGAAAAAGCAGGACUUGUACGUGGACCAGCUUACCACACGGGCCAACCAGCUAGAAGAGAACAUUUCUCUGUUGGAGGCUCAGUACCUUGCCCAAGCUGAGGACACCCGGAUUUUAAGGAAAGUGGUGGGCGAGGCCACCACGGAAAUAGAUGCCAUCAAUGUGGAGAAGAAGCGCAUCCUGCAGCAGUGGGCCACAAGUCUGGUGGGCAUGAAGCACCGUGACGAGGCAUACAGGGCCAUCCUGGACGCACUCAGGGAAUGUGAGCGUCAAGUCAAGUCCAUCAAUGGUGAGAUCGAGGCCUAUAAGAAAUCCAUCAUUAAGGAGGAAGAGAAGAACGAAAAGCUGGCCAGUGUCCUGAACCGGGCUGAGACGGAAGCCAGCGUGAUGCAGAAGCUGACCACGCAGUGCCUGGCCGAGCAGGAGGCCCUGCAGGAUGAGUUCAACACCUACCAGCUCACCCUGCAGAACAUGGAGGACACCCUCAACAAGGGGCUCCAGGAGCACACAGUGGCCAUGAGUGAGCUGCAGACUGUCCGCCAGGCUGUCCACUCUGAGCAGGACCUGCGGCACAGGCUGGAUGCCUCCAUCAUUAACAAGCUCCAGGAGCACAUGACCUCCAACAAGAUGACCAAGUACUUCCACAAGCUCCUCCUGAAGCUGCAGAAGGAGAAGACCAACAUGGUGACACAUCUUUCCAGAAUCGAUGGUGACAUUGCCCAGGCCACCCUGGACAUCACCAACACCAGCUGCAGGCUGGACAUGCAUCAGAAAACGCUGGCUGAGCUGGACCAGGAGGUGAAGAAAGUGAACGACCUCAUCACCAACAGGAAGAACGAGAUCUCCCGGGGCACGAUCCUGAUCGAGAGGAAGCAGGGCCUCAUCAACUUCCUCAACAAGCAGCUGGAGCAGAUGGUUUCUGAGCUGGGGGGGGAAGAAGUGGGGCCCCUGGAGCUGGAGAUCAAAAGGCUGACCAGAAUGACAGAGGAGCACAACACCAGUGUGACUCAGGCCCAAGAGACCUGGCUCCGCCUGCAGCAGGAGCUGGUCAAGGUCACACAGGACCGAGAGGAGCAGCUGGUGUUCCUGGACAAGCUCAAGAAGGAGGUCCACAUCCUGGAGCAGAAAAAACUGCGCACGGAGAGCAAGGUCGAGCAGGAGAAGAAGGAGCAAAAGGAGAUUGACCGGCACAUGAAGGACAUGGACCGCGACCUGAGGAAGCUCAACGUGCUGCUGAGCAAGAACCGCUGCAGCUCAGAGGAGCUGCAGCACAACAACGUGGUGGCCGAGACAGAGUUUGUGCGUGGGCUGAAGGAUGCAGAGAGGGAGACCAUCGAGAUGCAGGAGAAGCUGAACCAGCUCAGCGAAGAGAAGGCCACCCUCCUGAACAGCCUGGUGGAGGCAGAACACCAGAUCAUGCUUUGGGAGAAAAAAAUCCAACUGGCAAAAGAGAUGCGUGCCUUGGUGGAUUCAGAUGCCAGUCAGAUGGAAAUCCGCACCAUGAAGGCGGAAAUCCACAGGAUGAAGGUCAAGCACGGGCAGCUGCUGAAGCAGCAGGAGAAGAUGAUCCGGGACAUGGAGAUGGUGGUGGCUCGCAGAGAGACCAUCCUAACCCGGGCCGAAGGGCAGAGCAAGAUGGACAAGAAGGUCCUCACCCGGACCGACUUCCGCUACCAGCGGACUGAGCUGCAGCGGAAAAUCAAGGAAACCCACAAGGCCACUGAGCAGUGCAAUAAGACCAUAUCAGAACUGGAAGAAACUCAAAAACUGCUGAGCGGCUCCCUCAGUGAGAUGCAGGAGAAGCUGUCUGGGCUGCAGGUGGACAGUGACAUGCUUGACACCAACAUCAGGCAACUCACGACCCUCAAGCGGCAGAACCUUUCGGAGAUCGUGACCCUGCAGACGCGCCUCAAGCACCUGCAGGCCGUGGUGGACGGAAAGUACAUAUUCCUGUUCCGCUCCCAGAAGUCCAUGACGCAGGAGCGCAAGCGCCUGGAGGGUCGGCUGGCCCUGCUGAGCACCAUCUUGGCCCGUGUGCAAGAGGAGCACCCCCAGUUCCAGGAGGCCCUGCGCCCCAUCAUCCAGAAGAUCAACAGCAAGCUGGAGUUCCUGGGGCCCUCGUAGACAAUACUGGGGAUGCUCCCACUUCCAGAAUCCAGCCCAGACCACUGGACCUUAAGGGAUUUUCGAUCUGUGUGCCCCUGGAAGGACACCAUUUACAGGAAAUGGACAGGCCAGCCCCAGAGGAACUCUUUCUUUUUCUUUUUCUUUUCUUUUCUUUUCUUUUUUUUUUUUUUGGAGGAACCAGGGAUUGAACUCAGGCCCUUGCGCUUGCCAGGGAAGUGCUUAUUCCACCGAGCCAUCACCCCAGCCCCCAGAGGAAUUAUUUCUCAGCCAUUCAGUUUAACUCAAGUUGAACCCAGCAUCUCUGGCAGCACUGGGUGAUCCUGCCUGUCCCUUUCCCAUCGGCAGGGGAAAUCGCCUGGGAAUACAAAAAUCUCACACUCCCCCUUGUCCAGGUAAAAAACAGUGGGUGGUGGCUCCCCAAGACCAGCCUUGUAGAGGAAGAAGAGACCCCACAGAAGCCAGGGGUGGGACUUGCAGGUGCGCACUGGAGGUUGCUUCACUCGUAGCACUUUGCUAGGGCACAGCUGAGGGCCCAGUCACUUUCCGGGUGCCCCCUCCUCUCCCCGCCUUCCCCACACCACCACCCAGA